AUGCCAGGCCAAUGCAAAAUAACUAAUUUUGUAGAUAAUCCUAAUAAGAGAAAAUUUUCUCCUAAACCACCUGAAAAUAAUUGCUCUGAAAUAAUAAAUAUAAAUUUGCAAAAAGCAGAAAUGAAAAGAGCAAAAACCUUAGGAUUUAAAUUAGGUUGGUAUAAGGCUCUUAAAUCGGAAUUUAAUUCUACUUAUUAUUUGAAACUUAUAAAUUUUAUUCAAGAGGAAAGAUUGAAGAAUAUUGUAUUCCCAUUAGAAAGUGAUGUUUUUUCAUGGGCUAAUAUUUUUGAUAUUGAACAGACUAAAGUUGUAAUACUUGGGCAAGAUCCUUAUCAUAAUCCAAAACAAGCUCAUGGGCUAUGCUUUAGUGUUUUACCAUAUGUUCAACCACCUCCAAGUCUAAUCAAUAUAUAUAAAGAACUAAAGACUGACAUUGAUGGCUUUACUCCUCCUAGCCAUGGUUACCUAAAAGGAUGGGCUGAUCAAGGGGUAUUGUUACUCAAUUCCGUUUUGACUGUCCGAGCUAACGAAGCUAAUUCUCACAGAGAUAAAGGUUGGGAAACCUUUACCGAUGCCGUCAUUAACCACCUGAACAUCAAUUUGACGCGAUUGGUUUUCAUUUUAUGGGGAUCCUACGCUCAAAAAAAAUGUCAAAAAAUAGACGACAAAAAGCAUCUGAUACUAAAGUCGGCCCACCCUUCUCCCUUAUCGGCUCACAGAGGUUUUUUUGGGUGCAAACAUUUUUCCAAAACGAACGAAUAUCUAAAGUCAAUCAAUAAAAUCGAAAUCGAUUGGUCACACCUUCCCCUUGAUUGAUUGUUGGUUGAACCUCGUCAUUUUCAUCUAAGAGAAUUACGAAUAGCUCAAAUUACUAGAACAAAAUAAAUAUAUUUUUUUUAAUUUCCUAUUUUUAUGUAAAUAAUUUUAAUCAAUUUUUCUAAUAUAUAGAUUUUUUUUUAUCAAUAUAAAAAUUUAUAUGAAAUUUUA
Messenger RNA from Gordionus sp. m RMFG-2023, 987 nucleotides. RefSeq names its product uracil-DNA glycosylase-like. The record is from RefSeq and is a predicted model, not a curated record. The transcript has 8 exons. Gene Ontology annotation, biological process: base-excision repair, AP site formation via deaminated base removal; base-excision repair. Lineage: Eukaryota; Metazoa; Nematomorpha; Gordioida; Chordodea; Parachordodidae. Bases 1 to 816 code for a protein of 271 amino acids. Gene Ontology annotation, cellular component: mitochondrion; nucleus. Gene Ontology annotation, molecular function: uracil DNA N-glycosylase activity.